Sorex fumeus (smoky shrew) is the source of this 995-nucleotide messenger RNA. RefSeq names its product single-strand-selective monofunctional uracil-DNA glycosylase 1 (gene SMUG1). Gene Ontology annotation, molecular function: oxidized pyrimidine nucleobase lesion DNA N-glycosylase activity; single-strand selective uracil DNA N-glycosylase activity. Gene Ontology annotation, biological process: base-excision repair. The transcript is spliced from 3 exons. The record is from RefSeq and is a predicted model, not a curated record. The coding region runs from base 88 to 912 and encodes 274 amino acids. NCBI's taxonomy places the organism in Eukaryota, Metazoa, Chordata, Mammalia, Eulipotyphla, Soricidae.
GACAGAGGAGCAGAUUUGGAGGUGUGGAGAGGUGGCAGGGCCUGGGCGUGUGACUCUAGGAAUGUAGACACGGCAGGUGAUGGUGACAUGGCCGUUCCACAGGCUUUCCCCCCAGGGCCCCUCCCCGCGCCCGCAGGGGCCCAGAGGGAGCUGCCGCCCGUGUCCUGCCCUCAGAGUGUGGCUGAAGGCUUCCUGGAGGAGGAGCUCCGGCUGAACGCUGCGCUGAGCCAGUUGCAGUUCUCGGAGCCCGUGGGCCACAUCUACAAUCCCGUGGAGUACGCCUGGGAGCCGCACCGCAGCUACGUCACCCGCUACUGCCAAGGCCCCAAGGAAGUUCUCUUCCUCGGCAUGAACCCAGGGCCCUAUGGCAUGGCCCAGACCGGGGUGCCCUUCGGGGAAGUGAAUGUCGUCCGGGACUGGCUGGGCGUUGGGGGCUCGGUGCGGACCCCUCCCCAGGAGCACCCGAAGCGCCCCGUGCGGGGCCUGGAGUGUCCGCAGUCCGAGGUGAGCGGGGCCCGCUUCUGGGGCUUCUUCCGGAGCCUCUGUGGCCGGCCCGAGGUCUUCUUCCGCCACUGCUUCGUCCACAACCUGUGUCCCCUGCUCUUCCUGGCCGCCAGCGGCCGCAACCUCACGCCGGCCGACCUGCCGGCCAAGCAGCGCGAGCAGCUCCUGGGGGUCUGCGACGCGGCGCUCUGCCGCCAGGUGCGGCUGCUGGGCGUGCGGCUGGUGGUGGGCGUGGGCCGGCUGGCCGAGCAGCGGGCGCGCCGGGCGCUGGCCGAGCUCAGGCCCGAGGUCCAGGUGGAGGGGCUCCUGCACCCCUCGCCGCGGAGCCCCCAGGCCAACAGGGGCUGGGAGGCGGCCGCCAAGGACAGACUGAGCGAGCUGGGCCUGCUGCCGCUGCUGACGGAGUGAGUGGCCCCUGGGUGAUGUCGCCCCGCCCCCCAGGCCUUCCGGGCACGAGGACCCACCCGCGCGCCCUCGGGCUGGCUCCCUGG